This is a messenger RNA of Candoia aspera, 1337 nucleotides long. RefSeq names its product chemerin-like receptor 1. Gene Ontology annotation, biological process: inflammatory response; positive regulation of cytosolic calcium ion concentration; complement receptor mediated signaling pathway. The transcript has a single exon. Lineage: Eukaryota; Metazoa; Chordata; Lepidosauria; Squamata; Candoiidae. Bases 1 to 1056 code for a protein of 351 amino acids. The record is from RefSeq and is a predicted model, not a curated record. Gene Ontology annotation, molecular function: complement receptor activity; N-formyl peptide receptor activity. Gene Ontology annotation, cellular component: plasma membrane.
AUGAACAACACAGCUUUCUACACUACAGAUCUUAAUAACCCUACUGACUUAGAAAAUGAACCUACACAUGCAGAUAAUAACAGCCAUAUGUUGUUGAAAGGGGUACACAUUCUCGCUAUGGUGAUCUACAGUCUUGCAUUUGUGCUAGGGGUCCUUGGCAAUGGGCUAGUCAUCUUCAUCACUGGCUUCCGUAUGAAGAAGACAGUCAACACGGUCUGGUUCCUCAACUUGGCCAUUGCUGACUUCACCUUCACCUUCUUCCUCCCCCUGAGUGUUGCUCAUGCAGCCCUGAAUUUCCACUGGCCCUUUGGCCUGGCCAUGUGCAAGAUCAUCAGCACCCUCGCCUUCCUCAACCUCUAUGCCAGUGUUUAUCUCCUCACGGUCAUCAGCAUUGACCGUUGCAUUUCUGUCAGGCAUCCGGUGUGGGCUCAGAAUCACCGAACACCUCGGCUGGCUUCUUUUGUGGCCCCGGGUGUGUGGAUCCUGGCACUGGUGUUGUGUUCUCCAAAUGGCUAUUUCAGGCAAACAGCACCAGAUGAACAUAACAAGGAUCAUAUUAUCUGCUAUACCAAUUAUGGUGACACCAAAGAGAUCAUGACGGCCAGGCAUCAUGCAAUGGUCAUCAGCCGCUUCAUCUUUGCCUUUGUCAUUCCCUUCAGUGUUAUUCUUGUCUGCUAUGGAGCGAUUGUCUUGAGACUGAGAAACAAUCAAUUGUCUCAGUCAAAGAAACCCUUCAAGGUCAUCACUGCAGUGAUUAUUGCUUUUUUUGUCUGCUGGUUACCCUAUCAUGUUUUUUCUUUCAUUGAGAUUAAGGCUGGACAACAGCCAAAGAUGCAUUCGUUAGUGAGGAUCGGUCUUCCCUUUACAACCAGCUUGGCUUUCAUCAACAGCUGCCUCAACCCCAUCUUGUAUGUCUUCAUGGGUCAGGAAUUCAAAAAGAGGCUGAGGCUCUCCCUCUUUUCUGCAUUUGAGAAUGCCUUUGCUGAAGAGUAUAGCCAGAGCACAAUAACUAACAAGACUAAAUCUUCAGUUGAGAUGGACUCCCAGGAGCUCUGAGUCUGGCUGAUAUCUCAGUUCUCACAACCGUCCCGAUGCAAGGCUAUCAACGAAACCACUCUGAAUCUGCUUUGCACUGCUCCAUUUCCCUAUCUGUGCAAGGAGAAAGGUUCCUUGCAUUGAGGUUUGAUUCUCUGAGGCACAUCUGAAGAAGUGCAAAACCUAUGAUGAAAUCAGAUGCCUGGAUCCAGAAAUGGUACCUUUGCAUGCAGCAAAUGCAGAUGUCCAAUUAACACAUUUCUGCAAUCCUCAUCUGGUCCCCAGUGAAAGGAGCUAUGUGC